CGCACAAUCGUUUUUUUUGACACAUACAAACGUGGAAGGCACUACUUGAGCACCUCUGCAUUUUCUUCAAAUAACCGCGACUCAUCUGUCAAUUCUCAACUCUUUAUACGCAUUGAAAUAUUUAUACGCUGUUAAGUAUCGAUCCGGUUAUCUUCGAUCUUCUAUCCAUGGCAGGAGCUGGAGUUGCAGAUGAAGAACAUGAUUAUUCAGUCUUCGCAUUACCACCUGAAGAUGUGAACCAGAGAUUGAAGGCGGUGAUGAAAGGUCUGAGAUCCGAUUUCGGAGGUCCCGAAUUCGAGCCACACAUCACCGUCGUCGGAAUUAUUCGUCUCACCAAGUCCGAUGCCCUUCAAAAGUUCAAUUCCGCCUGCGAAGGUCUGAAAUCUUUUACAGCUCAAGUUGAUUCGGUAGCUACCGGAACUUUCUUCUAUCAAUGCGUCUUCCUUCGCCUCCACACCACUCCUGAGGUGAUGUCAACUGCCGAGAAAAUCAAUGACUGCUUCGGAUACAAGAAUUCAACCCCUUAUAUGCCACACUUGAGCCUCCUCUAUGGGGAUUUAACAGAUGAGGAGAAGAAGAAAGCCCAAGAGAAAGCUGAAGUCUUUGAUGAGAACAUAGGCAGCCUGACCUUCCAGAUCUCUCGUCUUGCCUUGUACAAAAUCGACACGGACUGGGAGAAGGUGGCUGAGUGUAGUCUUGUUUUACCACUUCUUCAUUAAUUCUAUACGUGAAAAGAGAUUGAGUUUUCUGUCCAGCUACAUAGGUACGUUAGAAUUUCUGUGUCUAUCUCUUUUCUCUCACUAUACGGUAUAGAUUUGUCAUUUCGAGAGAGAGUAGUGUUCACCAGCUGACUUUUUUCUUUUCCCCAUGUGAAAACUAUAGUCCUAACAUAUCCUUUUGUUAGGUCUUUUUGUUCAUGUCCUUUUCAUUACCGAAUAC
Messenger RNA from Macadamia integrifolia, 939 nucleotides. Its product is annotated as cyclic phosphodiesterase-like. Lineage: Eukaryota; Viridiplantae; Streptophyta; Magnoliopsida; Proteales; Proteaceae. Gene Ontology annotation, molecular function: 2',3'-cyclic-nucleotide 3'-phosphodiesterase activity. Gene Ontology annotation, biological process: cyclic nucleotide metabolic process. The record is from RefSeq and is a predicted model, not a curated record. Bases 168 to 719 code for a protein of 183 amino acids. The transcript has 3 exons.